GAUUUUUGUGACUGACGAGCAGAGAUGUCAGGAAUCGCGGCGAAGCUCCAGCAGAACCGGGCGCGAGCAGCGGGCGUCGGUCACCUCGGCAGAACCGGCGCGAGCGCUCAAGCGGUCAAAUUCUAACAGGACUACGAAGCGCUCAAGCGCGAGUGUCUGGAGAGCGGGCGCCUGUUUCAGGACGACACGUUUGAAGCUAAUGUAUCUGCGCUCGGGUUCAAGGAACUGGGACCAAACUCCUCUAAAGUGCGCGGGGUUGAGUGGCUGAGACCAAAGCAACUGACGUCCAACCCAACGUUCAUUAGCGGAGGAGCCACAAGAACUGACAUCUGCCAGGGUGCUUUGGGUGACUGUUGGCUUCUAGCAGCCAUCGCGUCUCUUACCCUCAACCAGGACGUGUUCGCCCGUGUGGUCCCGUCUGGACAGAGUUUUGACGGGGACUACGCUGGAAUAUUUCAUUUCCAGUUCUGGCAGUUCGGUGAAUGGGUGGAUGUGGUCAUUGACGACCGUCUUCCCACCAGGAACAGAGAGCUGCUGUUCGUCCACUCUGCCGAGGGCUCUGAGUUUUGGAGCGCCCUGCUAGAGAAGGCCUAUGCAAAGCUGAACGGCUGUUAUGAAGCUUUGUCUGGUGGCUCCACCAUCGAGGGCUUUGAGGAUUUCACUGGAGGCAUUGCUGAGGUCCAUGAACUAGCGAAAGCGGGUCCAAACCUUUUCAAAACCAUCCAGAAGGCUCUGAGCUGGGGCUCGCUGCUGGGCUGCUCGAUAGAUAUCACAGACUCUGCUGAUUCAGAGGCCAUCACUAGUCAGAAGCUGGUGAAAGGACACGCCUACUCGGUUACAGGAGUCGAUGAGGUCGAGUACAGGGGCAACUUAACCAAACUGAUCCGCAUCAGGAACCCUUGGGGGCAGGUGGAUAACACAAGAGUAACCACACCCACCCGUGGCUCUAUCCAGACAUGUUGGUCAUCAGAAUGGCGUCAGAUCAGUGACAGCGACCGUGAGAAACUGAACUGCAAAGCAGAAGAUGGAGAGUUCUGGAUGUCAUUCUCUGAUUUCCUGCAAAAUUACUCACGGGUGGAGAUCUGCAAUCUGACCCCUGAUGCUCUGUCAGACGACAGCAUUAAUAAGUGGGCAAUGUCCAAUUUUGAUGGCAACUGGAGGAAAGGAACAACUGCUGGAGGCUGCAGGAAUUACCCAAACUCGUUCUGGAUGAACCCUCAGUUUCUGAUCAAGCUGGAGGAGCAGGACGACGACCCCACAGAUAAUGAAGAGGGAUGCAGCUUCGUUGUGGGUCUGAUCCAGAAGAACCGCCGCAAAAUGAGAAAAGUCGGAGAGGACAUGCACACCAUUGGCUUCGCCAUCUACGAUGUUCCUGACGAGUUAGCCGGGCAGAGGAACAUCCACCUGGACCGUAACUUCUUCAUGCGGCAUGCUUCGGCGGCCCGUUCAGAGACCUUCAUCAACCUGCGCGAGGUUUGCUCUCGUUUCUGUCUGCCCCCCGGCGAGUAUCUCAUCGUACCGUCCACCUUCGAGCCCAACAAGGAUGGAGACUUUUGUGUUCGCGUCUUCUCUGAGAAACAGGCAGAGUUCCAAGAGCUUGAUGACCCUGUCGAGUGCAGCGUUCCUGAGAUUAACGUGAAUGAGGGUGAUAUUGAUAGCCGGUUCAAGAGUCUGUUUGGACAGCUUGCUGGUGCAGAUGCUGAAAUCUCAGUAUUUGAGCUGCAAAAUAUCCUGAACAAAGUGAUAACUAAACGCAAAGACAUUCAAACUGACGGAUUUAGUUUGGACACUUGCCGCAACAUGGUGAACUUACUGGAUAAAGAUGGCAGUGGAAAACUGGGCUUGGCUGAAUUUAAGAUUCUCUGGACUAAACUUGAGAUUUACCUGGACGUCUUCAGUAAAAAUGACAAGGACAGGUCCGGCACAAUGAGCUCUAUGGAGAUGAGAGAAGCCCUAGGGAAAGCAGGCUUCUCUCUGAACAACACUCUACACCAGAUCAUGGUCUCUCGCUACAGCGACUCCAAUCUCACCAUCGACUUUGACAACUUUGUGGCCUGUAUUGUGCGCCUUGAAAGCAUGUUCAAAACGUUUAAAAUGCUGGACAAGGACAAGAAUGGCACAAUAGAGCUGAACUUUUUUGAGUGGUUGAAUUUUUCCAUGCUUUGAGGAAAAGGAGCAGCAGAUUUUGGACAGCUGGGUGGAGAUCUGAAUAGUUUCUUAUACACGGCACAGACAUUGACAUCGCUGGAAUUAGCAGAGACAGAAGGAAAAUCGGACAUCGCCUACAUGUGUGUCACAAAGCAAACCGCAAUAUUUCAUGUACAUGUUCUCCAGACUCAGGCCUCCAUCAAACUGAUCACCAUCUUCAUGUUAAUAAGAACCAGGUUCCUGUGCAGUGUAAUGGAAAUCAUGUUAUGGUGGUUUAGCUAGUUGGCUAUUGCUUAUUUUGUUGUACAGUUCAUUGAAGGACUAAUGAAUCACUACUAUGAGCGAUGACCAAAAUUGUUGGGUGCAAACAUAUAUGUUUUAUGUCUUUGUAUUUUUUAAAUAAAUGUAAUAAUAAGCAAAAGUAAAUAAAUCCAUAUGAUUUUUAA
Cyprinus carpio (common carp) is the source of this 2594-nucleotide messenger RNA. RefSeq names its product calpain 2, (m/II) large subunit, like. Gene Ontology annotation, cellular component: cytoplasm. Gene Ontology annotation, molecular function: calcium ion binding; calcium-dependent cysteine-type endopeptidase activity. NCBI's taxonomy places the organism in Eukaryota, Metazoa, Chordata, Actinopteri, Cypriniformes, Cyprinidae. Gene Ontology annotation, biological process: proteolysis. The record is from RefSeq and is a predicted model, not a curated record.